GACUACCAUGGUUGCAGGGUGAGAGCGGUAAACUGGUUUGGCUGCUCUGUAAACCGCAACAAGCAAAAUAGCACAUCGUUCAGGCGCUGAUCCUAAAUAGGGUUUCUGGACUUUCCGAAGUGAGUCCUCCGCGGGAGUCCGAGCCGAUGGCAUCCGCCGAGCCGAUGCGUCCAAGCGUCCCGGCGCAGGGAGCGGGACUCGGGGAGAACCUGUCGGAGAGCACGGAGAAGCUGAGCUCCUCGGCUGUCAAUCGCUUGUUAAUGGAGUUCCUGAUUUACUGCGGGAGAGCCAUGUUCAUCUUCUACCCCGUGUACCUGACCGGCUAUCUGGGCCUCAGUAUCAGCUGGGUGCUGCUGUGCAUGUUUAUGCUGACUUGGUGGAAGAAAAAUCGCCAGUGGAAAGACGCCCGGGUCGGAUCAGCCAUCGACUUAUUGGAUAAUGAAAAGCAAGUGAUCAGCACCGAGCUGAAAUGUUCCUUACAGAUGGCAUCCUGGGUGAAUUUCAAUGAUGUGGAGAAGGCUAACUGGCUCAACAAGGUGCUGGAGCAGGCGUGGCCUUUUUUUGGGAUGUACAUGGAGAAGCUGCUCAGAGAAAACAUCCAGCCGUCCAUCAGGGCAUCCAGUUCUGCGCUCAAAUCCUUCACUUUUACCAAGAUCCACUUUGGGCACAAACCUCUCAAGGUCACAGGAAUAAGAGCAUACACACAUGAAGUGGGUCAUAGGGAGGUGGUCCUGGACUUGAAUAUGUGUUAUGAUAGUGACGUGGACAUCGAUGCUGAUUUGAGCACAGGAAUCACAGCUGGUGUGAAAGAACUUAAACUCCAGGGGAUGAUGAGGGUCAUUUUAGAGCCUCUUAUUGGUCAAGCACCGCUGGUGGGAGGAGUCACAUUUUUCUUCAUUCGCCGCCCUACACUAGAAUUAAACUGGACUGGCAUGACAAACCUUUUGGACUCCCCUGGGUUUAGCUCACUGUCUGAUGAGACCAUCAUGAACAUCAUUGCUUCUUUUGUAGUGUUGCCCAACCGCAUGUGCAUUCCCCUCAUAGACCAGGUCAAAAUGGACCAGAUGAGGUUCCCACUUCCUCGUGGGGUGGUGAGGGUCCACUUGCUGGAGGCCAGAGAUCUGGUGGCUAAGGACACAUAUGCUAUGGGUUUAGUUCAAGGCAAGUCGGAUCCUUACGCCACACUGAGAGUGGGCAACAUACAAUUCAAAAGCAAGACCAUCAAAAAGAAUUUGCACCCAAAAUGGAAUGAAGUGUAUGAGUUUGUUGUCCACGAGGCCCCGGGCCAAGAGCUGGAAUUGGAGCUGUACGAUGAGGAUACAGACAAAGAUGAUUUUCUUGGAAGUUUUAACCUCGAUUUUGGAGAAGUAAAGAGGGAGAAACAAAUGGAUCAGUGGUUUUCUCUGGAGGGCAUACAGCACGGUGAAGUUCGUCUUCAACUCCAGUGGCUUUCCCUUCAGACUGACACCAGUCUGAUGAAGGAGUCCACCGACGGCCUUGCCUGUGCUAUGCUUGCAGUGUAUCUGGACAAUGCCACAGAUCUUCCAAAGGAUGGCCGCGAGGCUGCAGACCGCCAUAAACAUGGGAAGAAUACAAAAGAAGCGCGGCUCACGAGGAGAGUAGCCUGUCCCAACUCCUUUGUUGAAUUUUCCAUCGACAAAGACAUUAAAAAAAGCAAGGUUGUGUAUGCAUCCAAAGACCCGGUGUGGGAGGAGGGCUUCACCUUCUUUGUGCGUAACGUCAAAGCACAGCAGCUCAUGAUUCAGGUCAAAGAGCCUGAAAAGAAAAAUCUACUUGGUGUUCUCAACUUGCCCCUCAGUCGCCUCCUCAACACCUCCGACCUGACUCUAGACCAGCGCUUCCAGCUGGAGCGCUCCGGAGCAAACAGCCAGAUCAAACUGAAGGCCACUCUCAGGAUUCUUACUUUGGAAGAGCCUCCACGCAAGACCAGUCCUGCACAAGUCAAUCAACAGCAAGCCAAUCAACAACAGGUCAAACAAGGAGAGAAUACCUCAGUCUCCAGUCCCUCCAAUGCUCCAUCCUCCUCUCACACAGUUCCCUCCAACAGUAUCCCUGCUGCCUCUACUCUGAACCAGGGGGCUGCUACACUGAAUGAAGGUUAUUUAACUCAACGCCGUGGCUCCUUUCAGGACUAUGAAAACAGAAAACUAUCAUCUUCAUCAGUAAACAUGCGUCGGUUCGACUCCCACAGCCUGCUGUCAGAGAACUCCAUCGCUUCAUCACGUUUUGACCUCUCAGAUGGAGCCUCCUAUCCAGAGGCCAUUAGGAAUCAUCAGGGUUCAUUUGGAGAGAUUGAGCUCAUCAUACGCUAUGCAACCCUGAGGCAUAAACUCAUGGUCUUUGUUAACAGUUGCAGGAACUUAUUCCCCUGCAGUGAGAACGGCACAGAAUCUUAUGUCCGUCUGUAUCUACUCCCCGACCAAAGCUGGAAGCAUCGCAAGAAGACAAAUGUCAAGAAGAGGACGGUCAAUCCUUUCUUCAAUGAAAAGUUUGAGUUCGAUGUGUCACUUGAGGAAGCACAAACCAGGAAGUUGGAUGUGUCAGUGAAAAAUAACAAGAUGUUGGUCUCGAGAGAGAGAAAGGACAUUGGCUUGGUAAUAAUAAAUCUCUCACAAAUGGAUCUAGUCAAAGGUGUCACAGCAUGGUAUGAGCUCACACUGCCCGGGCUGAAGAAAUCUGUGUAGCAGGUAGAACUGAGAAAACCAUCUGUCUGCAGCUCAAAAAGCUUCUCAUCAGCCACUGCAGAGAAAACUGCAGUACAGAUAUGAUGCUUAGAGACUUUCAUACUCCACAGUCUUCCUAAACACUGCAAACCAAAACAAAAAUGGAAAACUUACCAGAGACGUUGGAUCACAGGAACAUCUUCCAUCUACUGAAGUUCUUAGUUGGAAAACAGUCAAAUUAAGAGCAUAUUUUUACCAAGCAUCGUUAACGUGCUUUCCAGGUAAUUUCAGCAUAAGUUUGUGUCAAUUUUUGUAUAUAACAAAAGCCAAAUGACCCAUAAUAUAAUUUAUAAGCAUGUCUGUAUUUUGGUUAUUUCAACUAAGCCAAAGUUAUAUGUUGCAUUUUAAUGUAAAUAGAUUUAUUAAAAGUUUUUAUAGCGGAAUAAAGUAAAAGCUAAAUGUGCUUGUUACAGCAGGGUAGAUGAGUCAGUGCAUAACAAGGAAGGUUUAAACACUUCAAUCAACACUGAAAUACAGGAAGUCACACUUAGAAGCUUUGGUGUGUGGGCAGCUAAGCUGUUCUGCAGCUCGUUAGCAGUAAAACUGCAUCCUAGCAAAGCACAAGCCAUUUUCUUUGGACUUAGAUACUGAGAUCAUGAUCAGUAAACCAUGUCUUUUAAACCUAAUGUUCUCAGACCAUUCAAAAUAAUAUUUAAAAAUACCCUCAUAACCUUUAUGACUGACCUCAGUUUUCGGUUGAAUAGUUCAACAUAUGUUUGACAUGGAGAGCACACACAAAGAAGUUUGUUUUUAUUUAUAUGUCAUUUAAAAAAAAAAAAUCAAGCGUUGUAGUUGGUAAAUUAGUUACAACAGGUAUCAGAAUAUUUUUGCUAGAGCUAUUUUUAGACUGCCGAAGAUCUAUGUUGGGAUACUGAAGGCUUUUUCUUGGCUGAUAGUUUGACAUUUUUCUGUUUUAUGUUAAUUAUUGAGCAGGGAAAUUGUUCCCAGUUGUGCUGUUUUUGACUCAAUGUUUAA
Archocentrus centrarchus (flier cichlid) is the source of this 3719-nucleotide messenger RNA. It is a transcript of the gene esyt3, whose product is annotated as extended synaptotagmin-like protein 3. Gene Ontology annotation, molecular function: phosphatidylinositol binding; phosphatidylethanolamine binding; phosphatidylcholine binding. The transcript is spliced from 23 exons. The record is from RefSeq and is a predicted model, not a curated record. The coding region runs from base 147 to 2705 and encodes 852 amino acids. NCBI's taxonomy places the organism in Eukaryota, Metazoa, Chordata, Actinopteri, Cichliformes, Cichlidae. Gene Ontology annotation, biological process: lipid transport. Gene Ontology annotation, cellular component: endoplasmic reticulum membrane.